Messenger RNA from Spizellomyces punctatus DAOM BR117, 2034 nucleotides. RefSeq lists its product as uncharacterized. Gene Ontology annotation, biological process: regulation of gene expression; regulation of RNA metabolic process. The record is from RefSeq and is a predicted model, not a curated record. The transcript has a single exon. Gene Ontology annotation, cellular component: nucleus; cytoplasm. Gene Ontology annotation, molecular function: mRNA binding. NCBI's taxonomy places the organism in Eukaryota, Fungi, Chytridiomycota, Chytridiomycetes, Spizellomycetales, Spizellomycetaceae. The coding region runs from base 634 to 1818 and encodes 394 amino acids.
CUUUUGAUUUUCCAACUGCAGAUCUUCCGUUCACCAUUGCCUUUGUUUUUGCAACUGCCCCAUCAAGAUCAUUGAGGCAGGGAUUCUACCGUCUUCUGCUGUCCUGAGCUCUUUAAGAAUAAACUCUGCUGGUAACAAACCAGAAGUCUCGCCUCGAUCAUCAACCAUAGGCGAACCAGCGAACAUUUCUGCGAAAGCUUCACUCCUGCCUGUUCUUGUUCCUUGAUCGGAUUAUAUCGCUUGAUAUCACGUAGCGCUCGCUAUUCAGACUGAAAGAAUUGACAAUUGGCGAUUUCCUACAAACGUUGCCUCCAUUUGACCUCCACCGCCCGAUUCUGAUCUCGCAAGUUCCUGUUCCCCUUCUUUCUAAUACUACUGCAGCGUUGCAGGAAGGCUCCUCUCUUACACCCUCGCCUUUCUACGGUACUGAUUCUAACAUAGCUGCAUGUAGAUAAUAUGUUAUUUGGUAGUUGAUACAAGGCUGUUCUCUGCCCUAAAAGCCCUUACUGAUAUACCCCCUACCUUUCCGACCUUCUGCACGUAGAUCUUGUAUAGUUGUGAGUUAGGCUCUCUCACGUUCCCGCUUCCACUUCCUAUCGCUUUUCCUGUCCCCUUUUCUGAUUCGUCGUCGUCAUGUCAUUCGCACUUUCCCCGGAUUCUCCGGAUCGUAAGAGGUCGCUAGAAGCGGAGACGUCAUCCGAUGAAGACGAAACUCGAGGGGGUCGGUUCAAGCGCCAGGCUCUGAAUGCCGACGCCGUAGAUCGGGCGCCGAGGUAUGCAGUCAUCAAAGAUGAAGACUCGGCAAAGUCACUGCCACAUGAGGAGGGCGGCGAAAAAUCUCCCCCGGCAGCGUCGGAUAGUAUGAGGGAAGAACAUACAGCAGUUGAAGGCGACUCCUCCAUGGAAAGUAAGCUGGUGUGCAUGCGUGCAUUGAUAUCGACAAAGGAGGCUGGGGUGGUGAUUGGCAAACAGGGACGAAAUGUCGCAGAUAUCAGACAAAACUCCGGGGCCAAAGUCACAAUAUCGGAACUGAUACAUGGUGCACAGGACCGUAUACUCAGCGUUACCGGGCCGCUUGAUCAGGUGGCCAAAGCCUUCUCGCUGGUUGCCGAGAAAAUGGUAUCAGAGUUGCAAGCGGGCAGUGAGAUAUCUGUCGGGGAGCGACAAACGAAUUUGCGAAUUUUAGUUCCACACACGAAAAUGGGCUGGCUUAUUGGCAAGCAGGGAUGCAGAAUAAAGGAAAUCCAAGGAUACUCCAAUGCUCGCGUAACGGCACACGAGGGCGUCCUACCCGGUAGCACGGAGCGAAUCAUUCAAAUUCUCGGUGUCAUGGACGCCAUUCACAUUGCAAUAUAUCACAUCGCAUCUACACUACAGGAGUAUCCUCAACGCGACAAUUUUGGCUUUGUUCCGUACAGACCCCUACCGAUGCAGAUGCCGCUGCCUCUUGGUGGAAUACCUGGUGCCCCGCCCUACGCCAUACCCGGACCACACGCGUUUUUCCCACCCAUUCCACCCGGCGCUAUGCUACCUAUGCCUCACCACCGCGGUGCCCCCGCACCCCAUCUUCCCGUUCAGAUGCAACAGAUUUUCAUUCCAAAUGACAUGGUCGGUGCUAUUAUCGGUAAGCAGGGUAGCAAGAUCAACGAGAUACGACAUCUCAGCGGAAGCCAGAUCAAAAUCAUGGAACCCCAGAUGGGAAGUAGCGAACGAUUAGUUACAAUAACCGGAAAUCCAGAACAAAAUCAAAUGGCUCUUUACUUAUUGUAUUCCCGUCUGGAAAGCGAGAAGGCAAGGAUGCAGGGACAUGUACGAUAGUCACUUGAUAUUCGGAGUUGAGAUGACGGACAGUUAGACAGGCUCUCUGUUGCAAGGCUUGCUAGAUUUAUAUGUACAGUCAUCCUUGACAACACGGUCAAGGGUUUUUGGAGGAGGUGUCCCAACAAUAUGAGAUAUUUGCAGGACAAAAUGAAUAAAUAUGCAGGAGUGUGCAACAAUAGUUGCUCAGCCCUCCUGUCCAUCUGCUUCCUCGUC